This is a messenger RNA of Chroicocephalus ridibundus (black-headed gull), 1058 nucleotides long. RefSeq names its product translocase of inner mitochondrial membrane 13 (gene TIMM13). The coding region runs from base 89 to 394 and encodes 101 amino acids. The transcript has 3 exons. The record is from RefSeq and is a predicted model, not a curated record. NCBI's taxonomy places the organism in Eukaryota, Metazoa, Chordata, Aves, Charadriiformes, Laridae.
GGGCGCGGUGCAGGCCGGGAGCCGUAGUACCGCCGAGCCGCCAUUUCACCGAGAGCGUGGGGGCCGCUGCCCGCCGUGACUUUGCGGCAUGGAGAGCGGCUUCGGCUCCGACUUCGGCUCCGACUUCGGCUCCGGGAGCGGCGCGGGGGGGAAGCUGGACCCGGGGCUCAUCAUGGAGCAGGUGAAGGUGCAGAUCGCCGUGGCCAACGCGCAGGAGCUCUUGCAGCGCAUGACGGACAAGUGCUUUCGGAAGUGCAUCGGGAAGCCCGGCGGAGCGCUGGACAACUCGGAGCAGAAGUGCAUCGCCAUGUGCAUGGACCGGUACAUGGACUCCUGGAACACGGUUUCCCGAGCCUAUAACUCUCGGCUGCAGCGGGAGAGAGCCAACAUGUGAGGAGCGGCGGCGCCUGGAGCAGGGAGGGACCAUGUGGGGAAGGGACGAGCGGCCCGUCCAGGCGGCUGCGGGCACAGUUCUGCCUUUCCAGCCCCUGCCAUGGCAGAGCAAUAAACCCUCGCUGAACCUUUUGCAUCCGUUGGCUUUUAUUAGCACCAGCCCCAGGAGCGAGUGAAUUUUCCAGCCUCGAGAGCCACCGUGAGCUGCUUGGUUUAUCUCAUGCCUUUCCCAACGGUUCAGACCGGCCGAGGCACGUAGCAGCUGAUAAGUCCCUGCUGCGAAAGGGCUGCGAGAGGCAAAGAGCCUUCUAUGGAAAAGGUGGGCCAAGCCAGCACCACAGUCCCUUUGCCCAGGAAGCAAGCAUGGACCCAGCCAUCAGGUAGUGACCCAGUCCCAUUUCAUCAGUGGAAGAGCCGCCAUCAGGUGCCCCACAUGCCGCACUUGUCUCUCUCUUCCCUUGUAUUUGCAUAGUUGUAUGUGGGGCUCACUUUUGGGCUCAUGUACUUUGGCUCGGCUCAAGCAGCGCGUUGGGUAGCCGGGAUGCUCUUACUGGGUUUGCGGCACAGCCUUGCAAAUAGUUGUACGAGCGCAGCUGGGGAUGAGAAAGGUUGGGAAGUACUUAGGCUGAUUUCUUUCUAAAAUAAAAUGUGUUGUGUGGCUGUGA